AAAACAACUUGGGUCAAUCACUCGGUGCCCAGUUUUUGUUCCACAGACGCCAGACCUUAUCUCCUUGACAAGAAGCCAUUGCUCCACCACGAAUGCCCCCCCGUUUUCUCUUAAAUUCUAGAAAUCCUGUGACACCGAGUCAAUCCUUUUGUUUUGUUUGUUCCUUACCCGAGGCACCACCGAUCUUUGGCGCCUUAGUCAAUCUGAACGUGACCGUGGCUUUGGCUCCCUCUCUUAUAACAGUGACUAGGCGUGCACUCUUCCCCACGACAAACAAAACCUUAUCACCUGUGAUCAAUACACCCUUGCGCAUCCACGAUGCUGGGGUUCGGGAAGAAACACGAGGGCGAUGCCUCUGAUGAAGCCCCUCAUGAUGAAGUGCAUACGCCUCAAGACGACAUUCCUCAAAGGCCUUGGAUCGAGACUGCCCUCCCGGUGUUUGCUUGCGGUGCUGGUCUUUUCUCAGAUGGCUACAUCAACAACGUCAUUGGUUCUGUUAACACCACCUUGAAGCGACAAUAUGGAGAUGUCUAUGCCAACUCUAAUGCCUUCAAAUACGUCUCUGACAUCGCCUUCGCUGGAACAGUCGUUGGCCAGCUCGUCUUUGGUUUCCUUGCUGAUCAUUGGUCGCGAACCAAUACGCUCAUGGUCUCAACCGUCAUUCUCAUCAUUUUCACUGCGUUGGCAGCUGGAUCUUACUGGCACGGACAGGCAGUCGGAAUGUUCAACAUGCUGACUGCUUGGCGAUUCUUUGUCGGUAUCGGUAUCGGAGGUGAAUAUCCAGCUGGUAGCGUUGGAUGCGCCGAGUCCAGCGGUCAGAUGAAGAAGGGAACCCGAAACCGUUGGUUCAUUCUCUUCACAAACUCAAUGAUCGAUUUUGGCUUCGUCAUUGGUGCUUUCGUCCCUUACGUUGUUGCCGCCGCAUGCCAUAACGGCCACUACAGCACCAUCUGGAGGACAAGUCUUGGCAUUGGAGUCGUCUUCCCUCUUGUCCUCUUCGUCCUUCGACUUCGACUCAAGGAGCCCGAGGAGUUCGCCAAGGAGUCGAUGAGACGCCAAACACCAUACUCGCUGGUCUUGCGCUACUACUGGUUCCGACUGCUCUGCGUCAGUCUGGUUUGGUUCCUCUACAACUUUUCCUCCUACGCCUUCGGUAUCUACUCCUCCUCGAUUCUUGCCGGUAUCUAUGGCGAUGGCGCGAACCUAACCACUGUUUUUGGCUGGAACACUGUCAUCAACAUGUUCUAUCUGCCAGGUACUCUCAUCGGUGCAUUUGUCAGUGACUGGAUCGGUCCUCGAUACACUCUCAUCCUCGGUGUUACUCUCCAAGCCAUCGUCGGAUUCAUCAUGGCCGGUGUCUAUGACAAGAUUUCCACCCAAAUCGCGGCUUUUGCCGUCGUCUUCGGAAUCUUCCAAGCUCUUGGUGAACUCGGCCCCGGAAACAACAUCGGUCUUCUCGCUGCAAAGACAUGUGCCACUGGUGUCCGUGGCCGAUAUUACGGUAUCGCCGCUGCCGUUGGCAAGAUUGGUGCUUUCGUCGGUACUUAUGUGUUUCCCUACAUCCAGGCCGCUGGAGGAAACAAGACUGAGUCAGCCCAGUACCCUUUCUGGGUCUCAUCCAGUCUCUGCAUCCUCUCAGCUCUCAUCGUGUUCUUCUGCAUCCCCCACGUUGGACAAGACACCAUCACCGUUGAAGAUCAAAAGUUCCGCGAAUACCUCCAGGCCAAUGGAUACGAUACUGCGCAGAUGGGCUUCGACUCUGUUGGUAUUGAGGGCGGGGAAGUGAAUGUCACAAAAACAGACGAGAAGUGAAGGCGUUGAAUGUUGUGACUGCAUUUCGCGUGACGAUGUGCGACGUUGGGACACCAAACCAUGAACACAAUGACCUAUUUCUAGCCAAUUAGUGUUUAUAAUCGAAGAACCCCAGCAAAACUCCCGUGUCCGCAAUGACAGCAUCAGGUGUCAGACAACAAGUGACGAGUAAAGCUUUCAGUCACGAUGGCAGCGGAGAUUGUGUUAUGAGAACUGAUUCGUGAUAAAUUACCAACUCUAGAGUACUUAUGUGAACUGUUGAUCCAUAAGACUAGCUGAAAGUGUUCCCUAUGCUUCCAUAAUUCUUCUUCAACACGCCUAUCAAGAUCAAGGAUCUACUUUUGUAAUAACUAAUAACAAAAACACCAGCUCGCGACUGUACUGAUUAAAAGCAAUGAGAUGCUUCAGCCAAUUUCCACGGCAUUCCUUCCAGGCUCGCAAAGUGAUAUCUAGUGGGAUAAUCACAUCAAUAAUAAACAAAUCAACUCCGAACUCGGGCAUUCUUCGUUGCCUGGGCCAUCUGACUCUUUCUCUUAGCUUGCUUGACUCGCUUGGCUUGAUUCGCUUCAAUGGCCUGCUCAUUCUUGUCCUGUUUAUACUUCUCCUCCAGCAUUGGACAGCUCAUCUUGAUGUGAUCGAUAAGCGCUGUUGGCUCCAGAGUCGUUUCCUUGCAAAAAGGGCAUCGAUACCUGUUUUCGUUGUUGAGAAAGUCGCAGGGGAUAAGAUCGAGUCUGUCUGUUCUAACUUGCUCCAGAAGUGCCUUACGAACGUGGGGAGAGAGUUCAGGGAGGAAGGGAUCCUGAGCCGGAUUACGUCUCGGACCCCGAUCGAGCUCAGGCGACUGAUAGGACCGUGGCGUAGAGUUUGCUAUCUGCGGACUGCCUGCGAGUGCAUACUGCUGGAGUUGGGGGUGACAAGCGCUUUCGGAAUGUCUUCGAAUGUGACCUUGAGGACGAUUAGGUUGGGCGUACUGGUGUGCAGAUGGUGCCGACGACUGGUAGCUUGUGUUCGAAUAGGUUGGCAGCAUGGUGGGCAAGGGGGCGUGAAAAGGCAUGCUUUGAUCGUAGCUUGAGUUUGGUCUACGCGGUUCUGUGUGCCCUAGGAUUGGUGACAUCGUGGGCAGGGGAGGAUGCAUGUUGCUUGCCGUGUGCGGUCGAGAGAUUUCGGCCGCAGAUAGACGCGGCGAUUGCAUAAUAUGCGGCGUAGGCUGGUGAUGUCCCGUAUAGUGUCCUGGUCGAGCCCCCACAGCGGUCUGCGGCGGCGAGAUCAUGUUUGGAGCUGUCUGGGCUCCAGAUCGAGGACGAGAGAUGUUUGGUAAUCGAAUGGGUGGCAAUUGAUUUUCCGCUGUUGACAAUUGCGGUGACAAGGUCCCAGUUGAUGCAUAAUGACGCUGGGAAACAUAGCCCUGUCCCUGCAUCUCAGGGCUUCGAUGGGAAAAGUGACUGAAAGAUUGUUGAGGCGAUGCGGGCGGCUGCACUGGAACAGCAUAGGGACGCCGCGGUGAUGGAACAGGACGAUGAUUUGGAUGCCCUUCAUAGGCUGAGACGCGGUGAGGGAUUUCCCUAGGAACUUGUCGGGGAGAGUACAUCGGCUGCAACCCAGAAUGCCCCUGGAAUCCGGACCGAGGUCGCUGAAUUUCUGCCGCUAGUUGAUGGGGAGAAGGCAUAGCCUGUGAUACAAUGUGCUUUUGGGAUGCAGAGCCGGGUCGCGAUAUAGACCGAGCAGCCAGACGAGGAGAAGGCACAGGCUGUGGUCCAAUAUGUCCCGAAGAACUAGGUCGAGACAUCGACAAAGAUGCCUGUUGUUGGGCCAACAUUGUAUUGGGGGGAUAGUGUCCAUCUAGAGGGACAUUCAUGGGCGGCAAGCGGGGUGAGUUUUGGUGUACCGGGGACGUAGGUCGAGAAGCAUAUCUGGUAGGUGGCUGACCUGAGAGCAUUUGUGCUGGUCGCUCUGGCUGAGCUGCUGGAGUGUUCCCGGCCCCAGAAGGAUGUUGGGAAGAAGCACUGGGAGCCUGAUUUUGUGACGGCAUGGCCUUGGGGGCUUCACGGCUCUUUACCGGUGAAGCAGAAGGUCUAGGUGAUGGUCUCUCCCGAGGGAGCGGGCGGCGCGCAGCUGGGGCUUCAGGUCUGGCAGCAGACAUAGCUGGCGGCAUUGACGUUAUCUGUGCAGGUUCUGAAUGUCUUUCAUGAGCUGCUGGCAUCUGUGUAGGACUGGUUGUUGCUGCUUGCUGUCCAGUUGUCAUGGACUGUGACCGCGCUUCAUUGACUGCUUGACGGUUAAGCAAAACAAUAUCAACUGAGGACUUGGAUGAUGCCUUGGGCCUUGUCGCACGUGAUAGUUCGCUAGGUCGGGGACUGUUUCCCAAAGCCUGCGCAGACGUCUUGGGCUGAGCUGCAUGAGGAUGUCUCAAGACUUCAGAGCGAGUCUGAGCAUCUUCUGGCAGUGGACUCUCUAUUGGUGAGUGGCGGGGAGGUGCCAGGACCUGCGAUGUCUGCGAAGUCGGCCAUGCGUUGUUUGGCUGUUCGCUGUUAGACACAGCAGACCCAGGAGACAUUGCUACUUGCGCUGCGGGCCGCUCUUGCGCUGUUGGGGUACGGAACGGUGGCUCCGAAGUCGAUGGUUGAGAUGAUGAAGAUGGGGGGGAUAAUGUCGAGGGCCUGGCCGCUGGAGGCUGUGAUGAUGGCGGCGGUUGUGAAGUUGCCGUUGGCUGAGAUGGUGCAGGCCGACGCGCAAGAGCCGAUGAUUGUGAUGCUCCUGAUCGCUGUGGUGUCGUCGAUGCCCAUGAGUUAUCCAGCGGCCAUGAUGAGACUGGGUGCUGUAACCCUGAAGGCGGGCGUUGCGAUGUUGGUGACCGUGGUACUGAUGGCUGAGAAGACGGCGGAGGCUGCGACAUCAUUGGCAGCUGUAAAGGCGUCGAGGCAGGCGGCGCUGUGGGUGAGAACGGUAUUGUCGCUGGCGGCGACAUUGCGGGCGGUCGAGAUACAACAGGUGACUUUGAUAGCGAUGACAUACGUGACUGCGCAGCGAGCGCGUUGUGAUUAGGUGUCCCUGAUCGAGCCCGUCUCGAAGCAGGUUGAAUUUGCGGCCGUGAAUCAACUACAUCGCUUGGAACACCCUCUGACAAGGAAGAAGCGCGACCCAUAUCAGCGUAAGAAAGGCGUGGCUGUGGAGUUUCAUCGUGGGAAGAUUCCGUAGCGACAGAAGAGCGCUGAGGCUGACUAGCCUCACGUCUCUCAUCACCAGAGUCAUUUUCCGUCUUGGUAAGACUGGCUCUCCCGAGUAUAGGCGAGGCAGGCAAGCUUUCUUCCUGCUUCGUGUUGACAACGUCAUUUGCUGCCUGGGAAAGACUAAUUGUCUCAUGGGCAGGUGUAGGUGUCGGUUUUUGAUCGAGUUCCCUCUGUUCAGACUGUGAAAACUGGAACUCCAGAUCCUCGCCUGCAAGUAGGAGAUCCUCUAAAUCGACACUGUGUAAGCGUGCUUCUCUUGCUUCGUGAGAUAAGCUUUCCUGCUCUCGUUCCGCGGUGACUUCUUCCGGUUCCUUCGGGGAGGAGACGUUUUCGGCUGGAUCUUCCUGAGUAUCAAGAAUAAUUUCCUGAUCGUCCCCAUCAGACUGAGAGUCAUUCUGUUGCAGAGGUUCCUGAGUUGCAUCUUCUGGAGUUUCCAUUACAACAUCCUCGCUGUCCUCGGUAGGGUUUUCCUCUGAACUCAUGGCGAUAUCUUCGUCUUCGACUAUAUCGGGUUGUACGGGUGACUCGGCGACUUUCUCAGGUUCUGGUCCAGUGUCCUGCGCUUCUUCAACUUCCAUUUGGGUAUCCUUCUGCACUUCUCCAGGUUCCAGUCUGGCGUCCUUCUGCGCUUCUUCAGGCUCUGGUUGAACGUCCUGCUCUUCUUCAGAUUUCAGUUCGGUGUCCUGCGCUUCCUUGGUUCCCAUCUGGGCGCCCUGUGCUUCUUCAGGCACUAGUUGAGUGUCCUGCUCUUCUUCAGGUGCUAGUUCGGUGUCCUUCUGUGUUUCUUCAGUCUGCCCAGUCACGUCUGCGUCUUCGGCCUGAUCAGCAGCAUCCGCUUCUGGGGCUGUGUUAGGUGUAACGGUCUCAGC
Fusarium odoratissimum NRRL 54006 is the source of this 5908-nucleotide messenger RNA. RefSeq lists its product as uncharacterized. Gene Ontology annotation, molecular function: carboxylic acid transmembrane transporter activity. Gene Ontology annotation, biological process: transmembrane transport; carboxylic acid transport. The transcript is spliced from 5 exons. Lineage: Eukaryota; Fungi; Ascomycota; Sordariomycetes; Hypocreales; Nectriaceae. Bases 319 to 1812 code for a protein of 497 amino acids. The record is from RefSeq and is a predicted model, not a curated record. Gene Ontology annotation, cellular component: plasma membrane.